Musa acuminata AAA Group (dessert banana) is the source of this 2210-nucleotide messenger RNA. RefSeq names its product synaptotagmin-2. Gene Ontology annotation, molecular function: lipid binding. NCBI's taxonomy places the organism in Eukaryota, Viridiplantae, Streptophyta, Magnoliopsida, Zingiberales, Musaceae. The transcript is spliced from 12 exons. The record is from RefSeq and is a predicted model, not a curated record. Gene Ontology annotation, cellular component: endoplasmic reticulum. The coding region runs from base 390 to 2006 and encodes 538 amino acids.
GAGAGAGAAGAAAAGGAGUGUGUGGCUGUGAGCGUCACAGGCAAGAGCUUUCCAAGCCCAUGCAGCAGCGCGUUACCGACAGUCCCCAGGGGCAGGGGCAGGGGCAGGGGCGCGCGCUCACACUCUGGCUCUCCCAACUUUUAUGGCUGCCAUUAAAUCCCGUUCUAAUGAGGACAGCCUAAUAAAUCCACCGAUGGAAACGUAAAUCUUUUUGGAUCCCCUUUCUCGCCUCUCCCAGCUCUUCCCACUUUGCGGCCUUCCUUUUCUUGAUCCGGGUUGGAUGAGGAGGAAGCUAGCUUAGGUGAUCCGGGCAUCGGACCGCGGAAAGGUGGGGUUUUGUACGUCUUCUUCCUUUCCCCGUGUUCCUGGAUCUGUAGAGGGCAUCCGACAUGGGAUUCUUGAGCUCCCUGUUGGGUUUCUUGGGGUUCGGAACCGGAAUCGGCGUCGGGCUGCUCAUCGGCUACUGCUUCUUCAUCUACUUCCAGCCCACGGAUGUUAAGGAUCCUGAAAUUAGGCCUCUUGCUGAACUUGAUUCAAAGUCACUGGAGCAGAUGUUUCCUGAAAUUCCUCAAUGGGUGAAAAAUCCAGACUUUGAUCGAAUUGACUGGCUAAACAAGUUUCUCGAGCUUUUGUGGCCAUAUCUCGAUAAGGCAAUCUGCAAAACUGCAAAGGAGAUAGCAAAACCAAUUAUUGCUGAGAAUACUGCCAAGUACAAAAUUGACUCGGUUGAAUUUGAAACUCUCACUUUAGGUUCUCUGCCACCUACUUUGCAAGGAAUGAAAGUGUACAUUACAGAUGAAAAAGAAAUAAUUAUGGAACCAUCACUUAAAUGGGCUGGAAAUCCUAAUGUCACUGUUGUGGUUAAGGCAUUUGGACUAAAAGCAACUGCACAGGUAAUAGACUUGCAAGUAUUUGCUACACCACGUAUUACAUUAAAGCCACUUGUCCCCAGCUUCCCCUGUUUCGCAAAGAUCCUUGUAUCGCUCAUGGAAAAGCCACAUGUUGAUUUUGGACUAAAGCUUCUUGGAGCUGAUGUGAUGUCAGUGCCUGGUCUUUACAGAUUCGUUCAGGAGACGAUCAAGAAGCAGGUUGCCAACAUGUAUCUUUGGCCUAAAACGCUGGAAGUGCCAAUAAUGGACCCUUCAAAAGCUAUGAAGAAGCCCACUGGUAUCCUAAAUGUGGUUGUCGUCCGAGCAUAUAAAUUGAAGAAAAAAGAUCUUUUGGGCAAGUCCGAUCCAUACGUAAAGCUAAAGCUCGCGGAUGACAAUCUUCCAUCAAAGAAAACAACAGUCAAGCGUAGCAACCUUAACCCUGAAUGGAAUGAGGAAUUCAAGUUGGUUGUUAAGGAUCCAGAAUCUCAAGCUCUGGAGUUGAGUGUCUACGAUUGGGAACAGGUUGGAAAACAUGAGAAAAUGGGCAUGAAUGCUAUCCCAUUGAAAGAUCUCAUCCCUGACGAGACAAAAUCUCUAACCCUUGAACUGCUCAAGAACAUGGAUCCUAGUGAUCCUCAGAAUGACAAGUUGCGUGGACAGAUUGUUCUUGAGGUCACUUACAAGCCAUUUAAGGAAGGGGAAGUUGCAAACAACAUAAGUGACGGUGAAAACGAUGUAGAAAAGGCCCCUGAAGGCACUCCUGUGGGUGGCGGCUUGCUUGUGGUCAUCGUACAUGAAGCUCAAGAUCUUGAGGGGAAGCACCACACAAAUCCAUAUGUUAGAAUCCUUUUCAGAGGAGAAGAGAAGAAGACCAAGUACAUCAAGAAAAACAGGGACCCGCGUUGGGAAGAGGAGUUCCAGUUCAUGUGUGAGGAACCACCCACAAAUGAUAAAAUGCAUGUAGAGGUUCUCAGUAGGCCACCAAGUAUUGGAAUCCACUCGAAGGAAAUUCUGGGGUAUGUCGUCAUCAGCCUUGCAGAUGUUGUCAACAAUAAGAGAAUCAACGAGAAAUAUCAUCUAAUCGACUCCAAAAAUGGUCGCAUACAAGUUGAGCUGCAGUGGCGGUCAUCAUAGUUGAGCCACACUGUUUACUGUCUCUACAAGGAAAUAUUUAUUGAGAUCUUGUGGCGUACCGCAUGCUGAAUAAUUGGAGAAUAAAUUUCUGUAUAUAUCUGAAUCAGAGAUUGCUCUCAUCCCAAGAAUUUCUGUUUACGUUUUCAUAGCUUCAUAGAACUUUGUGUUUGAGAUUUUUCUUAAAAUUCUUUUUGAGUGGUGUAA